This is a messenger RNA of Brassica oleracea var. oleracea, 2227 nucleotides long. RefSeq lists its product as uncharacterized. NCBI's taxonomy places the organism in Eukaryota, Viridiplantae, Streptophyta, Magnoliopsida, Brassicales, Brassicaceae. The record is from RefSeq and is a predicted model, not a curated record. The transcript has 2 exons. Bases 91 to 1998 code for a protein of 635 amino acids.
GAGAAAUAAUCGAAAAACAAUUUAAUUAAAAAAAAAAAAAAGAAACAGAAGAAGAAAGAAUCCUUCUUCAUCGUCGUCUCCAUCCUCCCGAUGAAUCCACACAAAACCGAAGAAGAUCUGUUCCACCACCACGAUCUCGACCCAACAAACCUACUCUCUCAAUCACCACACCCGUCCAUCCACCACCACAGCCACAACCCCGAAGACGAUCCCACCUUCUCUCUCCCGGAGUUCGUCCUCUUCCGCUCCUCACCCUCCCUAGACUCCCCAUCCCACUCCUCCGACGAACAAGACUCCUUAUCCCACCCCACCCCGGAAACCCCCAAAAUCGCAAACCCUAGAAUUUCAAUCUCAACCGAAGAGCCCCGAGACUGGGACUACAUCAACCCGGAGCCUCACAUCUCCUCCCAAUUCUACACAUUCAACUCCGAAUCCCACUCCCUCAUGAUCCUCUGCCUCCGCGAAGGCCGCCUCGCCUCCCCCGCCGAGAUCCGCGUCGCCACCCCUCGCUCCGUCCUCAAAUCGUGGCGCUCCGUCUGGAAAGACCGCAACGAGGACACCGCCUACGUCACGGCGUGGAAACGGAUCCAGGACAAGCUCACCGCGCGCCUCGAUCCCGCCUCCGGCAACGAGUUCCUCUGCUUUAAAAACAACACGCGGCAGUUCGUGUCGCACGUUAGCCAGUGGCAGGACAUAGUCAUGGGGUUUCACGGUGACGGCGACUUGAAACACUUGGGGGUUAGAGAGACUAUUGAUAGGAUUAAACAAGUGUGGACCGUUGGUGCUAAGUUGUAUGGUAUCCCAGAGAGCUUUAUUAGGGUCUGUGUGGCGGCGUGUGGUGUUUGUAAUGCGGUUACUGAGUCCGGCUCGAGGAAUAAACGGCGGCGUUUUGAGUAUACUGAGUCUUUCGAUGUGCCUGCGAAGGACGUUGCUGAUAGGUUGCAGGAGUUAGCUGCUAAGCAUAAGGUGGUGCUGUGUAUUAGGCAGAAGUAUAUUAGGUACAAGCCGUUUAUGGCCGAGGUGAAAGAUUACGCUUGUCACAGAGCUGGAGAGCCUGCGUCGAAGAAGUCCAGGGUUUUGAAGAGGGAGCCUUAUCAGUCUAAGAGGUGUGGGUGUGGUUUUAGGAUUAGAGCUAUUGUCCCCAUUGCUAAUUAUAAUGAAAAGGAUAAGACUUUUGUUUACGAGGAGGAAGGGACAGCUGUUUUUAAGAUGUACGCUGUUCAUUCGGGGCAUGAGCCCGGGGCGAUGGAUGGGAACGCGAGGAUCAUGCAUCGGCUUGUUGGUCAUAAGGAGUUUUUGAUGGAGCAUGAUGUGGUCUAUGGCGUGAGGGAAGAGUUGGAAAGUGAAGAGAUUGGGAAGGACGAUGGUGGAGAUAUGCGUUUGAGUGUGUUGCAUCAGGUGCAUGAGCUGAGGAGUGAGCUUGGUGCUUUAGAAGGAAAGAUUGGGAAGAUUCCGGAAGAGAUGUUGGGUUCAGUGUCCAGAGAGUUGUUUGAGAUGCUCAACAAGAUCAGGAACAUCGACGAAGAGGGUGUUAAGGGAACAACGGGCUUGCUUUCCGACAAGGAAAUGCUUGUUGGAGAUAACGAUUUAGCUCAUUGGAGUGACCAUCACCAUCACCAUCACCAUGAGCAUUUGUAUGGAGAUGGGAAGGAUACAGAGCUUAUUGAAGAUGAUGAAGACAGUUUCGGGAGGAGCCUUGAUGAUGUUGUUCCUUGGGAACAGAUAAGGCCACCAUCUGGGUGUACAAGCCCAAAGGAUAUAUUGUCGGAAACAUCAUGUAAGCCUGAGAAAUGGUUAAAGUGCAAUGACUUUGAUGAGAAGAGCAUUCUGAACUGUGAAGAUUCGAAACUAACAAAACCGAUGAGAGACGAUGAAGGUAUAGUAUCAGACGUAGGUUUAGUUGGUAUACAAGUGGAUAGCUUCUAUCAAGAAAACUCAAAAUGGUACGAUUCUCCUUGUGAAGAAGACAAUGGAUUCAGACAUGGAGAGAUUUUGUAGAAACACGGGGUAAGGUUCGUCUUUAUAACCAGUUUCUAACUCAGCUAUCACACGCAUCUUAUGUAUAUCAUAACUGGGGGGAUCAGAUUGUAUAUUUAUGCAUUCUAUAAGUCGAGAGUAUUUUGUUUUGUAAUGUUGUAGAGGUUUCUUUUGUUGUGUGGUUGUGUAAAACGAAACCCAUAUUUGUGUCUCUGCAUAUAUAUAACAUCGUUGUUAGUUUUAUUUAACC